Panicum hallii is the source of this 1839-nucleotide messenger RNA. RefSeq names its product cytochrome P450 87A3-like. NCBI's taxonomy places the organism in Eukaryota, Viridiplantae, Streptophyta, Magnoliopsida, Poales, Poaceae. Gene Ontology annotation, molecular function: oxidoreductase activity, acting on paired donors, with incorporation or reduction of molecular oxygen; monooxygenase activity; iron ion binding. The coding region runs from base 148 to 1638 and encodes 496 amino acids. Gene Ontology annotation, biological process: sterol metabolic process. The record is from RefSeq and is a predicted model, not a curated record. The transcript is spliced from 9 exons.
GGAAGUGUGCCAUGCACAUGCUAUAGUCUACUGUAGGACUGCUAAGCAGCCACACACAUACGCUUUGCAAGGCACUGCCCAAUCAACCCAUUAGCGGUCUGCUACUUGCAGAACAAAAACACGUACAGUAGCUUAAAGCAGAGUGCAAUGGAUUUUAAAUCUGUGGGCAUGUUACACAGCAUCCAGGGUAUCAACAUAGGGCUGGCUCCGCCUUUUGUUGUCAUGGGUGUGACCCUGAUAUGUAUUUGGUUACUCCACCUUCUUCUAAAACAGAUAAACCAUAGGCGACGCUUGCAGGCGGUGCUGCCGCCUGGUUCUAUGGGGCUACCACUCCUCGGAGAAACACUCGAGUUCUUCAGUCGUAGUCCUGCACUCGACCUGCUGCCUUUCUUCAAGCGACGAAUGGAGAGGUACGGUCCUAUUUUCAAGACCAACUUGGUCGGCAAGGACCUGAUUGUGUCUCUUGACCCGGACGUCAACCACUACGUGCUGCAGCAAGAGGAGAAGGCAUUCCACAUAUGGUUUCCGGAGUCAUUCAUGAGACUCCUGGGCGAGGAGAACAUCGCCAAAUGUUAUGGGUCCCUGCACAAGAACACCAGGAACAUGAUCCGUCGAGUCUUUGGCCCAGAGAACCUCAGGCUGGUGCUGCUCCAUGAUAUGCAGGGUGCCGUGGAGAGGACCCUUGGCUCCUGGCACGACAGACAAAGCGUUGAACUCAAACCAGCCCUCUCAAGUAUGAUAUUCGGUAUUGCUGCCAAAUGGAUGAUCGGUCACGAGGCGUCGGUAUUAUCAGGGGAUCUGUGGAAGAAUUUUGAUGCGUUCAACCAAGGACUAUUGUCAUUUCCACUUUAUAUCCCUGGAACAGCGUUCUAUAAAUGUAUGCAGGGACGCAAUAAUGUUAUGAAGACCUUGAAGCAAGUGCUUGACGAGAGACGAGAGAAGGCAGAAACACCGGAAAGGAUGGAUUUCAUUGAUGUUAUAGUCAGCGAGUUAAAUAAGCAGAAUCCUGCGCUCUCCGAAAACCUUGCUUUAAAUGUGCUAUUCUUGAUGAUCUUUGCUAGCUUUGAGACAACAUCAUCUGGACUAACUGCAGCACUCAAGUUUCUAUCGGACAACCCCAAAGCAUUACAAGAACUAGAGGAGGAGCAUCAGCAGAUCCGGGAAAGAAGGGCUGAUCCGGACACAGGAGUCACUUGGGAGGAAUACAAAUCCAUGAAAUUCACCUCCCAUGUUAUAAAUGAAUCACUAAGGCUAGCCAACGUCGCCCCUGUGUUGUUUAGGAAAGCAACACAAGAUGUCCACAUAAAAGGUUAUACUAUUCCAGAGGGAUGGAUAGUGAUGAUCUGUCCUCCAGCAGUUCAUUUGAAUCCUACCACAUAUGAGGACCCCAGUGUCUUCAAUCCAUGGAGAUGGAAGGAUCUUUCGGAACCAGUUGGGGGCUCCAAGGAUUUUAUUGCCUUUGGAUCAGGAUUGAGGUUAUGUGUCGGUGUAGACUUUGCAAGGCUUCAAAUGGCUAUCUUACUCCACUUCUUGGUCACCAAGUAUAGAUUGAAGGUGGUCAGUGGUGGAGACAUGGUGUUUGGUCCUGGACUAGGGUUUCCUAAUGGAUUUCAAGUCCAACUUGAACGAAAAAAAUAAUUUUGUCUGUAGCAUCUACAAUGUCUCAGCAAAUUUUCUCAAUUUUUAUGCAUGUAAUUGUGUUAUCAACUCUCGAAUAAUGUUGAUCCGUGUUACGUUGCUUGUAUGAUCUGCUGAUCUUAUGUAUGAGGACGUACAUCACAAUCAUCUUAUAAUUGCUGUUUAAGUGUUACAAAUAAACUAGCAAGUUGAUUGAUACAA